ACGUUUUCGUUGAAUAGUUGUGUUAUUGUAUAAAUUGAAAGCGUACUCCUGUCUUGGUAAAACAUAUGGCUAGCGUUAGCCAUAGCUGACAGUCUAAUCUCUGUAGGCCUCACCCUGCAGUUAAGUGCAGUACAUGACAGAUGAUAGUUUCGUCUUUGAGGCACUUUUCACGCUUUGAGCUUUAGCUAUCAUGUUUUCACAAAAGUCAGCUACUGGAGGACCAACUGAAUUGGGUAGAAAGAAGAGUAUUUGCAAACUCUGAACCUCAUAAGUUUUCCUUUAAUGAUCAAAACGUAAUAUGGCGUCGCCUUGAAGUGUAAAAAUACGUUGCGUCAUUAACGGCAUUAACGUUCAAGUAUGUAGUAGCUUUACAAAUACACUUUGAUGAAUUCGUAACAGUUUUAAACACUGUUUAAUGUGAUAACUGUUUUCAUAUUAGUUGUCCUUGACAGCCUGUUGAAUAGCAAACAUUACAUAACAAGGAGUAACAAGAGUUGCAAAGACGUGUACUUUACAAUGACAGUGCAUGUUUUGAGUUUGGUUUGAAUGUUGGCUUGGAGAAAAAUUGUUGACAUUUGAGACGCAACACCUCUCCCAGGAUUGCUUUCUCUGAACCCUGACCCAUAUUCACAGGGAUGAGUUACCAAGACAGCAACGCAACGUGAAACUCCCAAGGCUUGGCAAUGCUCCAGUGUAGACACUACGCCUGCCAUUCCGAGGGAGUUUGGAUUCAAUUCAGCUCUUCGGCUUGACUUGCAAUUCUCCACUAAAACGCCAGGGGCACUGUUUUCACAACGGUCAUUGACUAGCUACAAGGAAGUAAUAUAUAAUUGCUCAUAUUUACUUAAAAAUGAUGAAAGGUUUGGAGACGCAGGUGCGAGCCUGUUAAAAAAAACAUUAGUGCUUGUAUCACAAUUACAGUUGUCCCUCGCAAUCUUGGAGUUCUUUUAAAAAUCAAUGAAAUGGGUCCUGUUUAGCAGUACGAUAUGGUUUAUUAUUAGUCAAAACAUACUGAAAUGCGUGUGCUAUGCAGCAUUCUGGUCACAAGGCUAUAGUAAUGCCACAAAACAUUCGGACAAACACCGCACAAAGUCAGCCAUGUCAUGUCUGACAUGAUGAAGUGGGAAAAAAAGUUAUCCCUCGAUCCCAUGUGGAAGUGUUUUGGCCGAUGCUGACUGAUUCAUGGCGCUGAUUGGGGACGGACAUUUACUAGACAACAACAUGGACAUGUCAAACUUUGCUCACGUCAUCUUCCAGAAUGUAUGGAAGAGCUACCUGCCUCACGCUGCCCUGGAGUGUCACUAUACCCUCACGCAGUUCAUCAAACCACACGCAAAGGACUGGGUUGGCAUUUUCAAGGUCGGCUGGAGUACCGCAAGGGACUAUUACACAUUCCUGUGGUCCCCCCUCCCUGAGAACUAUGUGGACGGCACCGCAGUCAACAGAACAGUGGUCUUUCAGGGAUACUAUGUCCCCAAUGAUGACGGCGAGUUCUACCAGUUCUGCUAUGUGACCCACAAAGGGGAGAUUCGGGGAGCCAGCACACCUUUCCUGUUUCGUGCCAAGAGCCCCUCAGAGGAAGAGCUGCUGACUGUGGAGGACGAAUGCAACUCCGACAUCCUGGUGGUCACCACCAAGGCUGGCUUUCUUGAGCAAAAGGUGGAAGAAGCCCAGAGAGACAAAGACGAGCUGGUGAAAAAGGUGGCUCUGCUGCAGCAGGAGAUGGAGCAGUUGGAAGCGGCCAAAGAGAGCCUGCAGAAAGAGUGUGAGCAGGAGAAGGAGAACUGUGCCAUGCUCAAACGACAGAAUCAGGAGGUGCAGAGUUCUGCCAAGGCCCUGCAAGAGGAGAAGGAGGAAGUGAAGAGGAGGCUGGAGGAGGCCACAUCCAGGGUGUUACAAUUGGAGGAGGACCUCAUUGGAGUCACCCAGAGAGGCCUGCAAAAGGAAACUGAGCUUGACUGCCUGAAGGAUAGAAUGAAGAAACUCACUGCAGAGAAGGAAACCCUUGAGUCCCAAGUCAACAACGAGAGAGAUGAGAAGGAAUUGUACAAGAUUCACCUGAAAAACCGUGAGUUGGAGAACACCAAGCUAAGUGCGGAGCUGCAGGUGCUGAAGUCGGUGGAUGUAAACAAAGACAACACUAUCGCUCAGUUUAAAGAGGAGGUGGGACGCCUGCAGAUGUGCCUUACAGAGAAGGAGAAGCAGUACAGAGAAAUCAUGGCCAAAGUUUCCCCCUUGGGAGAUCUGAAGGCACUGAAGGAGCAACUGCGGCAGAAAGAGGAGCAGCUCCAGGCCAACCAGCAGCAGUCCUCCCUGCUGGCCGCCGAGCUGAGGGACGCGUCGAGCACCCGCGACCGCACCAUGUCCGAGCUGUACCAUAUGAAGCUGGAGGCUGAUGCCCUACGACAGGCCAAAGCCGAGGCUCAGGCUCACUGCGCUCGCCUGGAGAGCCUGGUGGAGCAGAUGAGGGCGGAGGCCAAACAAGAGGCUGCCAAAGCAGAGGAAGAUCUGUGCAGCACAGACCCUGCUCUCGUGGCAGAGCUGCAGAGAGAGGUGGAGGACCUUAAGCUGCGGCUGCACAUGGCCGCCGAGCACUACAAGGAGAAAUACAAGGACUGUACGCGGCUGCAAAAGCAAGUGCUCAAACUGUCUGAGCAGCAAGGGGAGCAGAAGAGGGGCUCAACACAAGAGCUGAUGACGGUACCGCCAUCAGUGAGUCCAGACACGUCAGUGCCAGGGAGUCCUGGUUCUGCAGAUCCCAUGCUGGAGGCCAUCAUCCAGGAGAAGCUCAAAGGCCUCAGCAGAGAAGCCUCUGACAGGAAUGAUAAAUGCAGGAAAUACAAGCAGAUGUUAAUGGAGGAGAAGGAGCGGAGCUGCAUGUUUGCCGAUGAGCUUUCCAAGAUGGAGCUGAAACUGAAGGAGCAACUGAAGGCUAACGAAAACCUGAAGCUGCAGCUGGCGUCCGAGGAAGACCGCUGCAAGAGCCAGGUAGCCGAAAAGGGGCGGGAGGUGAAGGACCUGAAGGACACACUAGCGCUCGUUGUGAGAGAGAAGGAAAAACUGGAGGAGCUUCAGAAGAACACCAAGAAGGGAGAGCAGGGGGCCAGCGGGAAAACCAGUCUGGAGAAUGUUCAGUCCAGUGUGCCUUUAUUCCUGCAGUACCCCGUCCCGUAUGCCCAGGAUGCCCCCACCCCUCUGUUGGUCUCUCAGAGCCCCUCAAAGCUGCACUUCGGGAACCCUUACACCAUCUCCGACUCAAAAGACGACGACGACGACGACGAGGAUGACUCAGAUGAGCAGCUGCUUCGUCUCCCCCCCGUGGGCCCACCCUCCUGGGACAGCAACGUGGUGUGUAUCCAGCCCGCCCGCAACCAGGCCCGGCCCGAAGGCCGCGAGGACUCUGAGGAGAAACCGAGCAACAACAACAACAACAACGUAACAGCCCGUCCGCAUGUUAAUGUGAAUGAAAAGUCCACCACAACGGAACCCCCCAACCCAUUUGCGAACGACGGACAGACUCCUUUUUGCUUUGAUCACAGCAUGGACAUGAAGCGAUGCCCGCUCUGCGAGGUCAUCUUCCCGCCCAACUACGACCAGUCCAAGUUCGAGGAGCACGUGGAGAGCCACUGGAAAAUCUGCCCCAUGUGCAGCGAGCAGUUCCCGCUGGACUGCGACCAGAAGGCGUUCGAGAACCACGUGCUCACCCACUUUGACGGCCACAUGCUCAACUUCGACUAGAGCCGACGCCGUACCUGUAUCCUCUUUUUUUCCCCUCCUUGCAUGUUUCUCUGGUGUGAAAAUCCAUUCUCGCUUUCAUAGAAAAAUGAUUUAAUCUAGCGUACGUUGCAAGAAUACACAAUCGCUAAUCUUUUUCUUUAUGACUUAAAUCCAGUAAACAAGCCGCGUGGAAAAACGGCGUGCAGUAAAACGUUACUAAACAAUUUAUUUUCGAAAAUAUUUCUAUUGUCAAAGCCUUGAUGCCGGGUGUAUGACUUUAUUCUUUUUCUAUCUAUCAUCGUUCAUUCAUUGCAUGCUCACAGCUUCUGUUAAUUCCCCUCACCUCACCGGGUUUUAUGGCUCUUAAGUUAUUUUAGCCACAACUUGUUUUACCUGUUAAGUGAACCAAUAAAGUUUGAAACAUGAGAA
Molecule: messenger RNA, 4146 nt
Organism: Doryrhamphus excisus (bluestripe pipefish)
Lineage: Eukaryota; Metazoa; Chordata; Actinopteri; Syngnathiformes; Syngnathidae
Source: RefSeq, a predicted model, not a curated record